Epinephelus fuscoguttatus (brown-marbled grouper) is the source of this 4856-nucleotide messenger RNA. Its product is annotated as mucin-5AC-like. The transcript has 2 exons. Bases 378 to 3167 code for a protein of 929 amino acids. NCBI's taxonomy places the organism in Eukaryota, Metazoa, Chordata, Actinopteri, Perciformes, Serranidae. The record is from RefSeq and is a predicted model, not a curated record.
CAACAACGACACAGUCUAUUCAAUCCACAACAGAAUCAUCAACAACACCUACACAAAAUACAGCAUCUUUGUCUUUAACAACAGAACAACCCACAGCAACAACUACAACAAUACAAACACCACUACCUAGGCCAACAACGAUCACAACACAAACUGUUUCCACAGCUGCACCAACACAAUCUGUUCCACUCACAAUACGAUCAUUAACACCAACACAAAGCACAGCAUCCACGGUUUCACCAGCACACAGACCAACCCAGAUUACAACUGCGACCACACAGUCAACAACUUCAGUAGAAGCUGCACUAUCCGUAACAGCUCAAUCAUUGACUUCACAAACAUCAGCAUCAUUAACAACAGAACAACCCACAACUGCAAUGCACACUGCUGAACCAACAGCAAUGCACAACAUAUCAACACCUAGUGGAUCAGUUACAACAACAACAACAACACAAACUACAUCAAAUAUGCAAACAACCUUCACAACACAAAGUGUUUCCACGGCUGCAACGUCACAGACUGUUCUGCUCACAGUCGAACCAUCAACAACAUCAACAACACAAAGUACAACAUCUGAGUCAACACAACCAGCCACAUUACAAAGACCAACUCAAAGCACAGCUGUAACUACAAAAUCAUCAACUUCAGUAGAAACGUCACCAUCUUCUACAACCAAAUCAGUGACUUCACAAACGUCAACAUCAGCAUCAUUAACAACAGAACAACCCACAGCUGCAAUGCACACUGCUGAACCAACAGCAAUUAACAGCACAUCAACACAUAGUGGAUCAGUGACUACAAUGUCAACAACUACGCCAUCAGUGGCAACAGCAUUUACAACACAAACUAGAGGAUCUGUGGAAACAGUGUCCACAACAACAACAACAACACAAUCUAUUCCAUCCACGGUAGAAACAUCAACAACACUGACACAAACUACACCAUCUGUGGUUUCACCACAACAAAGACCAACACAAACCACAGCUGUAACCACACAAUCAGCACAAACUACAACAUCUGUAACAACAGAAUCAACCAUGUCACAAUCAUUGGCAUCAUUAACAACAGAACAACCCACAUCACAACAAACUGUUGAAUCUACAACAAUUCACAACCCAUCAACACAGAGUGGAUCAGUGACUACAACAACACAACCUACACAGUCUACGCCAACAGAAUUCACAACACAAACUGUGCCCACAACUACACAAACACAAUCUGUUUCGCUCACAAUAGAAUCAACAACAUCAACACAAACUACAUCAUCUGUGGUUUCACCAACACAAAGACCAACACAGAUUACAGCAACCACACAAUCAGCACAACGUACAGCAUCUGAAACAACAGAAUCAGCCACGUUACAAACAGCAUCCACAACAGCAACAGCAUAUACAGAACAAACUAGGGGAUCUGUAGAAACAGUGUCCACAACAACACCAACACAGUCUAUUCCACUCACAGUAGAAUCAUCAGCAACACCGACACAAGUUACAGCAUCCAGUGAUUUACCACCACAAAGACCAACAGAAAUGACAGUUGUAACAUCACAAUCAGCAACACAAUCUAUUUCACCCACAACUACUAUCCACGUAUCUACAAGUAGUUUUACAUCUACACAGACGGCAGUGUCUACAGUAUCCACAACAGAAGCAACUGUAACAACAUUACAACCCACUUCAUCUGUAACAACAUUGCCACAAGCUACCGCUAAGCAAACAACAGUAAGAGGGGUGACACAAAUUACAACUGCCAACACACAAUCGGCAACUCCACGACAACAUACAACACAUGUAACAACAGAUUCAGUCACUUCAGCAACACCUACCUUAGCAUCAUUAACAACAGCACUACCAACAGCCGAAAGCCCUCGAUCAACAACAGUUCACAGCACAAUACCAACACACCAGGGAUCAGUCACUACUCAAACACAAAAAACAUCAACACAAAAUAGAGGAACUUUGGAAACCAUGUUCACAGCAACACCAACAGAGCUAAUUUCACCCACCAUAAAAUCACCCAGUACACUGAUACAAACUACACCGUCUUUGGCAACACCACUACAAAGAUCAACACAGACUGCAGUCAUAACCACACCAGCAACAACUCAAGUAGAAGCUACAGCAUCUGAAACGACAAGUGUGUCAAGAACAAUUCACACAACUCCAUUACACAGUACACCUUUAAUAAGCAGAGAAACAUCUAUUCCAAGACACAUGACAGAUUCUGUCACAACAACAACACAAACUACCACAGUAAUGGCACCUGAAUCUACAGCCCAUGGUUUACCUACUCCAGCAACAACAGCAACAGACUCUUCGUCAACACACCUGCCAACACUGUCUACAGUGACUCAACCUAAAGCAUCCACAACACCUUUGAGUGAGACGACUAAGCAACCAAGAACAUCUCCAAAAUCUACAAUCAGCACCCCUCCACAGAGUUCAGCCUCUCUCAUCACACUCAGUCCAUCACUAAGUAGCUCUUCAGGAACCUUGACUACAUCCAUGAAUACACAAAAUGGUGGACGUUCAUCAGUCCCUCCCAACACAUUCACCAAACUGCCAGCUGAUACGUCAGCAUUACAAAGUACAAUACAAUCAACAGGCAUACCCUCUGCUUCACAACCGCAAAGUGUCUCACUGGUCCCCAGUGAAGCACCUUCCAGCACUGCAUCUACAAACCCAACCCCCCAACUAUCUAACUCAACAGCAGGAUCGAUGAACUCACCUCAGACUGCCAGGACAACAAAUGUGGAAACAACUGUGACAACUGCAACUCCAACAAACAUGUCAACGGCUGUCCCUGCAACUGUGCCAUCCAGCUCUAUGUCAUCAUCUGAACUUGUGUCUCAAACCACAUCAUCUGACUCCCAAAAACCUGUGACAUCAACGACAUUUAUCUCAGAUGCAUCAACCCUAAAUCCUGCCAAAGCCAACACGACACAGCAGCAAGUUGAUCCUACUGCUCUUCCCUUAACCAGAGGAAAUACAGUGUUUUUCAAAUAUAGCCCCAAAAUUGCUUCUGUGAGGCCCCUUGCCUUUGAUUACCCAACUGUGAUCUGGACCACAUUUCCAGUUUCGAAUGCCACGGAUGCAGACUCUGAGGAGCAACACGAGCCCGAUCAGAGCAACACAAGUGAGAUUACCACAUUGCCACCAGAGGUGUGAAAAAGACACUGGGAGCUGGAAAUCCUCAUUUUGAGUCUGGUCCUAGACCUAACGUCAGUUUCUAACACUGAGUGUUAGUUUUCUUAGCAGACCAUUGACUAUGUGCAGCCAUCUGUUACAUGGCUUCAGUGGUAACUGUGAAGUAAGACAGUGUGCAGCCACAAAUAGAUAUAUCACUCAGCUACCAGUGCCAUGCAUGAUAACAACAAGGUCUGUUAAUGUAAGGCAGGCACUGAAAGAUGUCCACAGAGUUUCUUCCUACAUAUUUGUGCUGGUUGGGCAGGUGACACACCCCAUCUCUCUUCUGUCUGUGUGUCCUUUUCAAACAUGCAAGCAAGUCUUACCUUUAAAAAUACUAUUCUAAGAAAAAAAAGAAAAAAAGUCAAUAACAAAUCUAACACGUGAUUGUAAAUGUAAAGUGUUUUUUUUUUGUUUCAGAGUUUAUUUCUUUAUAUUUAUUUGUUUUUGUUAGUCUUUGUUUCUGGGUUCCAUUGCCAUUUAUUUUCCAUUUCAAGUAAGGUUGUCAUUAUUUUUUUAAGGUGUGAUAUUUUUGAAGGCCAUUAGGAUUCUCUCUGUAUCUAAAUGAUAUACAUAGGUCUAACUUAACCGCAGAGGAGAUUUGCCUUCACCUGUGUUACUUCACUAUUAAAUUUGAUGUAACUUGAUUUUUCCUACAUGUUUGAUUUUGUUUUGCUCUGAUGUUUUGGUGUCCUUUUGUGAUCUUAUCCACCUGCACAAUUUGUGCUCAUUUUUAUUUCUCUGUUCAUCCUAUUGUUUUUAUACUCCCAAUCUCCUGAAACCAAUACUGCUGUUGUUUAGGACACUGCAAUUAUGCAUUUGCAAUUUCAUGUAAUAAACAUUCUCAAAAUGCCACCUGCAAUUAUCAGAAAGUACUCCCAAAAAGCUACACAUAGCUGGAGUCUGGUUACUAGGGUAAGAUUGAAUAUACGUCAUACUGUUUGAUAUGUAUAAUCAUAUUGACCUGGGCCGGGUUAGACGUUUGCUUUGAGGGAUCCUUCAUGAAGUUUUGUUAAAGUCACAGGAACUGUACGUAUGUUGCAGUAAUCUCCACCCGCCAGUGAGGAAUUUUACUAUCUGUGAAUGUCAGUCAGUACACAGCAUGAAUCAAUGCUAAAUUUGACUUCUAUGCUUUGGUCAGAGAUAUGACGUUGUUGCCUUGCCUUUGUAAUCUUUCACUAUCAUGUUUUUCACCUGACUUUUAAUGAACUUUGAAUGAGCACAGAAACUCCCGCUCCUACUGAAAAUAUACAAAUUCCCAAAGUUCAUGUCAAAAUUAUUUUUAACAGUAGCUAUCUUCAGAGUAUUAUAUUAAAUUUAGUAAUCAUCUUGCAGCUCUACCUGUGUAAGAUACAUGAUAAUGACAUCCUGUUGGGUCACUUGAAUGGAAUGCAUAAACAAAAGUGCUCAGGAUUGUCUGGUGGCUGAACCAUGACAGUGACAAUCAAUCUGAAGCAGUGCGGGUAGUUUUUUUUUCCCCCUUUACUUCCUUCAUUUUAUCCCCCAUGUUGCAACACACAACCUUUUACUUUGCAGCAACAUAUAUAAGAGCUGAACAAACAGGUGGCAUCACUAGAGAUGUGCACCAGGGCAGACUAAAUAACGAGUGUCUGAAUCAGUUUUAGAAUAAUGCAGAUCUAAAAAAUAUUAUUCAUAAAUUGUGACUAUUUU